UGUUCACAUAGAUGCUAACAAAGUAGCCGUAGAAGAGGAGACCUGAGAGAAAGAGAGAUCGAAGGAGAUUGAGCGGCGGGAAUGACGAAGGGGAAGCGAUCGCCAAAGACGAGCGAGAUCGACGCUUGAACUGUUACAGGACGUUUCCUUGGAACAAUCAAUCUAUUGGGGGCAUUGUUUGAUGCUAGCAUAAUUGCUGUAUCUUGCUGAUUCGAAUCUUUUGCUAUUCAGAUCCUUCUUUUGAUUGAGCAUUUAUGUCGGCAGCACUUUAUUUCUGGGUAAACUGUUUUGUCUGGAUCACUUUAUGAUUAUGAAGAGCCCACUGAUGUAAGGAGUAUGGCGGAGGUAAGUCCAGAAUCUCCGGUGCUCUCUACACUUGAUGGUCAAUAUGCCCGCUUAUUUGAGCAUGGAAAUAUGAAAGAAUUCCAGCUACUUUCAGAUGCAGAUUACGCAAAAUCUCCUAUUGUGGAGGAGCAAAUGUCUCAAGAUUCAUAUGAGAUCAUUUCAGCUCUUAGAAAAUCUUAUGAGUCAUUCAACAGACUAAAUGCUCCAAGAUCUGCUGCUUAUUGUAGCCAUAGAAUAGCUACGGAAUAUUUUACUGCAGGGGAUUUAGGUAAUGCGAAGCAGUUAUUUGAUGGUGUCGCAGGCCUUUACAGGCAGGAAGGCUGGAUCACUUUGUUGUGGGAAACUUUGGGUUACUUGAGGGAAUGCGCCAGGAGGCUUGUUUCAGUGGAAUAUUUUAUCCAGUAUUCCCUUGAGAUGGCUGCCUUGCCUGUUUUUCCUAGCGGUGGAGUAGAAGCUUCAGAUAGUAAAAGGGCAUUUGGCCCUGCUGGCCCUCCUACUCUUUCACAGAGGGAAACAAUACAGCAGGAAGUUUUCAGCCUCCUAAAGGGGCACGCAAGUGAACCAAGUAGCGGCCUGAUCAUACAAGAUAACCAGCCUAGAAGUCUUAAUAUUGAUCUAGUAAAUCCACUUAGGAUGGCAUUCCUCACAUCUGUUGCUUUUCACAAUCAGACUAUGAAGCCGGGCUCAUCGGCACUCCUAACCGUGUUUAUACUAUCACAACUGCCUCAUCCAGUGGAGAUCGAUCAGCUAGAAGUUAAAUUCAACCAGCCCAGCUGUAAUUUCAAAGUUGUUAGUGGUGAUGAAUUCUUUGCGAAAGAGAUCAAGGCAGAAAAUCAUGAUAUCCGUUUAAAAUCAGUUCCUUCUAUCAUAUUGACUACCAAUAAGUGGUGGAGAGUGACAAUUGAGAUUAGCUCGGGACAAAGUGGAAAGCUUGAGUGCGUAUCAGUAAAUGUUAUGUUGGGGCAUCAAUUCACUUUCUGCUGCAGGCCUGAAAGUCCUGCUUCAAUGGAAGAUUUGACGCUUUGGAAGUUUGAGGAUCUAAUGGAGAAUUUUCCAUCCAAAGACCCCAUAAUCUCAUUUUCUGGCCAAAAGUAUAUUCAGGUAGAAGAACCAGAACCGGAAGUAGAACUCACGUUGAAUGCAUCAAGCCCUGCAUUGGUUGGGGAGAAUUUCAUAGUUCCUGUCUCUGUAGUCUCCAAAGGUCAUCCUCUCCAUUCUGCUGAACUUAAGAUUAACCUUGUCGAUGCAAGGGGUGGUGGGAUGCUAAUGAGUCCACGAGACACCGAGCCAUUUUCAUUUGACAAACACCAUGUCGAACUUCUUAGCGUUUCUGGGGUAUUCGACGAUGAUUCUCAAUCAAACUCUAAUGACAUCAGAAAAAUCCAGCAGUCCUUUGGUGUUGUUUCCGUCCCAUUCUUAGGUGUUGGCCGGUCAUGGUCCUGCCGCCUGGAAAUAAAAUGGAACAGGCCCAAAUCUGUCAUGCUUUAUGUUUCAUUAGGUUAUAUGCCACAUCCAGAAAGCAAUUCAUCCAGAAUUAAUGUCCACAGGAGCUUGCAGAUUGAAGGUAAAAUCCCAUUCACCAUUUCUCAUCGCUUCAUGAUGCCUUUUCGGAGGGAACCUUUACUUCUCCCAAAACUCAAGGCAGCACAAACUUCCGAUCAGGAAAUGGCAUUACCUGAUGCUGAUCAGAAGAUGUCAUUGCCACUCAUCGGGCGAACCAUUCUCAUCGUGAGUGCCAGAAAUUGCAGCGAGAUUCCGUUGUACUUGACAUCGUUGGCAAUCGAACCUGAUGGCCACCAAGAUGUAGCAAGCUCUUGCACUGUGCAGCAAAGCAGCAGUGCUUCUCUUGAUCCUGCCCUUAUUGUUCCGGGGGAAGAGUUCAAGCAGGUCUUCGCUGUGACUCUGCAGGCUAAUUCGCCAAAUAUGGACAUUGGCACGGUUCAUCUGAAAUGGGUGAGAGAUUUCAAUCUUGGUCUGCAUUCUAAUACCGUUAUUAUGAAACAAAAUUUGCAGAGUGUGAGCGUUGAGACACCACCAUUGGUUGUCAGCCUUGAUUGUCCUCCCCAUGCUGUUCUUGGACUUCCUUUUUUUCUGUUCAUCAGAGUUCAGAAUAACACAAGCCUGCUUCAGGAGAUAAAGUACACAUUAGGGGACUCGCAGAGUUUUGUUUUUACUGGUCCUCACAGUGAUUCAGUCUUCAUUCUGCCAAAAUCGGAACACAUCAUCAGUUAUAAGCUUCUGGCGCUGGUUUCAGGCUUGCAGAAUCUUCCAUUAGUGACGGUGAUUUCAGUGAGGUAUUCAGCUGCAAUGAAUCCUUCUCCUGCAGCAACUACUGUUUUUGUUUAUCCUUCAGAGCCGCACUUUGAUGUUGGACGAAAGAGGGAACUGGUACGAGCUUUGUAGUGUAUUUUGCUGGGUUUUCUUUACAAGUAUGCUGCAUCAUCCGAAGUUUAUAUUUAUUUGGUUAAUUUAUUCAUUUAGGUUCUGCAUUUUAUAAUUUUUUUUUGAAAUGAUCGUCAUUACUUAGUACGAACAGUGUCAUUUUAUAGGAGAUUUUGUAUUUAAGAUGCCCAAAAAAUGAUGGCUCGCUUGUUCUGCACACUGAUUUUUGAGUUGAGCAUCGUUGUGGGGAUUUAAUAUAUAUACUGUAUUUUGUUUUUUUCACAGUUGAUAUUCAUCUUUUUCUAUUAAAAAUAGUUGAGAAAAUUUUCA
Molecule: messenger RNA, 3057 nt
Organism: Phalaenopsis equestris
Lineage: Eukaryota; Viridiplantae; Streptophyta; Magnoliopsida; Asparagales; Orchidaceae
Product: trafficking protein particle complex subunit 11
Exons: 5
Coding region: 337-2748 (803 amino acids)
Source: RefSeq, a predicted model, not a curated record